This is a messenger RNA of Eimeria tenella, 1068 nucleotides long. RefSeq lists its product as uncharacterized. The coding region runs from base 1 to 1068 and encodes 355 amino acids. NCBI's taxonomy places the organism in Eukaryota, Apicomplexa, Conoidasida, Eucoccidiorida, Eimeriidae. The record is from RefSeq and is a predicted model, not a curated record. The transcript is spliced from 7 exons.
AUGGCCACCCGCGGCUGCGGCCGCCUGCUGCAGCAGCAGCUGCAGCAGCAGCUGCAGCAGCAGCUGCAGCAGCAGCAGCAGCUUCUUGAACGCCGCGUUUCCUGCCUUAUGUGCAUUUCCCCCAGCUCGCCUGCGUGGACUCUCCACCCGCAGCAGCAGCAGCAGCAGCAAGCGGGGGGCCCUUGGGGCCCCCGGGGGCCCCAGAAGCCGCGUUUUCAAGCAGUAGCAGCAGCAGCAGCAGCAGCAGCAGGGGGGCCCCUCUCGAGCGCAGCGGGGAAGCAGCGGCAGGCCGCAGUGCUGCAGGGCCCCUGCAGCGUGGAUACCUCUUUGGGAAGCAACGAAAAAGGGUUUGGGGGGCCCCCCGAAGUUGGGGCCCUUGCGAGGGUUGGGGGGGGCCCCCUGGGUUCUCUGGGGUGUAUGUACACCGCAAUUCGCGCCAAAAAGAAACGCGGGAAAAAAGAAGUCCAAAAAAAGAAUGCAGAACAACUCGAGACCAAGGCUUCGACUCCGCCGCUGCGCCUGGAAGACUACUCAGCAACUCCGCAGCCGCCUGCUGCUGUUGCUGCUUCGAUUCGGCUGGAGACUUUGCGGGCGUUGCGGGGCCGCAAAACUUCGCGAAUGUUUGCAUUUCGGAACAAAUACCGACUGAAUCGGCUGCUGGGCCUCACCCACGACGCUGCAUGCAGCGAGGGCCCCGAGGGAUCGCAGCGGAAGCCGCAAGGGCGGCAGUUUGUGACUCCGUUGACGCGCAUGCAGCACCAGGCGCGGCUGCCUCGGUCUUUGCUCCAUGACCGUUUCCACUUUCGCCACUCCUUGAGAUACAGCGUGGUUUGGGGGGGCCCCCAAGUGGCCCCUGAGAGGCCCUCGGCUUGUCAAGUUUCAUUUCGGCUAAAAGACUUAAACCUGACUGCAGCGCAGCAGCAGCAACUGAAGGCAAUUGUGGGGCCGGAGAGGCUGGUUGGGGACUUUUGCUGCUUGGAAGCAAAUAUCUUUCCGGAGCUGAAUCAAAAUGCUGCUUUCUUGGGCGACUCUCUGGAGCUCCUUAUGCGGGAGAUACGCAAAGUAUAA